Molecule: messenger RNA, 1495 nt
Organism: Hevea brasiliensis (rubber tree)
Lineage: Eukaryota; Viridiplantae; Streptophyta; Magnoliopsida; Malpighiales; Euphorbiaceae
Product: zinc-finger homeodomain protein 4
Exons: 1
Coding region: 355-1188 (277 amino acids)
Biological process (GO): regulation of DNA-templated transcription; regulation of developmental process
Cellular component (GO): nucleus
Molecular function (GO): transcription cis-regulatory region binding; DNA-binding transcription factor activity
Source: RefSeq, a predicted model, not a curated record
AGUGCACGUACAAUAUCAGUGACUUAUCCCGGCCAUCAGAAACAUUUAAGCUGAACAUUUUUCAGAAAGUAUCCAAUGCUAGCUUCCUUCAAUUAGUCUUGGCCUGUGUUCAUUGAUAAUCUUCAUCGUACCCUUGGUUCGCCCUUUCCAUUAUAGACAUCCACCCCAGUUCUUUUCUCUUCUCCCUGGGCUUUAUAAGGGAAUAGUAAAAAGAGAAAAGUCCGCACCUUGUAGACAUUUCAAGCCUUUGCCAUCACAAAUAUGUAUUAGCUUUGAGGGAGAAUUAGGUGACUAACUGCCGAACAAGUUCACAGAAAAAACACGCAAAAAAAGUAACAUAUCGAAUUGUUUAUUAUGGAGGGAGAAAAAGAAAUGAACAACUUAUGUCCAGCAAAGGAGGACAUGCCCAUCUCAAGAAACGGCGGUUAUGCAAGAGAAAAUUGCCACAUCAUCACUUCAGCAGCAUCCCAACUAUCCUACAAUGAACCUACGGGUGCCCCUUCGAGCCUGCAGCUGCAGGAUCAAAGGCGAUACAAGAAAGUGGUGAGGUACAAGGAAUGCCUCAAGAACCAUGCAGCGGCUAUAGGUGGGAAUGCAACAGAUGGGUGUGGUGAGUUCAUGCCAAGUGGUGAACAAGGCACCCUCGAGGCCCUAAAGUGCUCAGCCUGCAGUUGCCACAGAAACUUUCACAGGAAAGAGAUAGAAGGCGAGUGCUUAUACGAUUUUUAUCACUCUUCUAUCCACGGAAAUUCUGGGAGCAAAAUCAUUUUGGGCCAUCACAAUGGGAUAAAUGGAUCACCACAAGGGUGUCCUAACUCCUUCCUUUCCUCAAGGGUCCCACCGACUCACCAGAUGAUAGUCUCCUAUAGAAGUGGUUCUGUCCCUUCAGAAUCUGAUGAGAAGGAUGAUGAUGAUAAUGGAGAUGGAGCAGCGGCAAUUAGGUCAGUUGAGAAGCCGAGAAAGCGGUUCAGGACCAAGUUCACAGAAGAACAAAAGCAAAAGAUGCUCAGCUUUGCGGAGAAGGCUGGAUGGAAAAUGCAGAAGCUAGAAGAAUCUGCUGUGCAGCGAUUUUGCCAAGACAUUGGAAUUAAGAGAAGGGUUCUCAAAGUGUGGAUGCACAACAACAAGCACAACAUUGCCAAGAAAAACCCAUCAACUAGCCAGUUAGAAGUUGAGCAGUCUCAUUAAUGUUACUUUAUGAUUUAUGGUUCUACAUACGUGAAUUUGACUUUAAGCAUUCCCUUCUUCUUAUUGUGUUUGAUCCAUUACUCAAAGACUCUAGAUUUCUGGUUUGGAUGUUUCAGACAUUUGAGAAACUGCAAAUAUCCAUGAUUAUGCAGUCUAGAAAAGUUUGUUACUUUUUUCUCCUGAAAAAACUAGUUCAACACGGGAAAAGCUCUUAGCUGCACUGAUGCUGAAUUGUUGUGGUCUUUUCUAUUUACGAGCGAAUCAAAUAAAGAUGCUAUAUAUUGCUGAAAGUAGUUGAUUACAGAAA